This is a messenger RNA of Contarinia nasturtii (swede midge), 4450 nucleotides long. It is a transcript of the gene GCC185, whose product is annotated as GRIP and coiled-coil domain-containing protein 2. The coding region runs from base 103 to 4362 and encodes 1419 amino acids. The transcript has 9 exons. The record is from RefSeq and is a predicted model, not a curated record. Lineage: Eukaryota; Metazoa; Arthropoda; Insecta; Diptera; Cecidomyiidae.
UGAAAGUGUUUGUUUUUUUCCUUCUUGAUGAUACACUUAAUAGUCGUGGCAUAAAAAAAAUCAAUAAAAUUUUAAUAUAUAAGUUGAAGUGAAUUUUUAAAAAUGGAUUCAUCUGUGAAUGCGUCAUCAGAGAAAAAAGGUGUCUUUGAAAGCCUUGAUCGCGAAGAUCUCAUUCGAAAAUGUAAAGGAUUGCUUGUAAUUGCACAAAAAGCAAAAAAAUCCAAAGAUGAGUUGGCCAAUGAGGUAACAACUUUAAAAGAGAAAUUAGCCGAAUGUGAUACGCAAAAGCAAGCCGAUAAAGAUUGUUUAAAAACAAUGCAGUUGAUCGUAGAUUCAUUGACACAAAAUAAAUUGGAGGCAGCAAAUCAAAUUGCCGAUUUAGAAAAAUCAAUAAAAAACUUAAAUCAUCAAUUGAACACAUGCAAUGAUCAACUGACCAAAUUAUCGGAAUUGGAAAUUGAGAAUGAGGCAAAAGCCAAACAAAUCCAACGAUUGACUAAUGAAAAUGAAGAACAAGAAAUAGAUCUACGUAAAUUAGAUGAAAAAUUUACGAAAGUGUCCGAAUUGAGUCAACAUCAAACACAAGAACUUUUGGUACUCGAACAAUCGAUUGAUAAAUGGAAAACAAUGGAAGCCGCCUAUCAUAAGCUGCAAUACGAAAAUCGGGAGCUUCAAACAAAAUUUGAUGCUUUCAACGCUUCCCAAACUGCAGCAAGUUCUACAAUCACCAACGAAGAGAUUAUUAAUAAUUUGCAAGUGGAACGUGAUAAUAAUCGUCGAAUGUAUGAAGAGGCUUCAGUUCAAUUCUAUUUGUUGAAUGAAGAGUUGGAUAAAUUACAACAAUCUCGGGCUAAGGACGAUGAAAAAAUUGAUGUGCUUAAAGAACAACUUCAUCAUGAAAACAAGCAAUUGAAGAAAAAAUGCGAGGAACAAACCUACAAAUUGGACAAAUACAAAGGGAAGAUUUGUGAAUUUUCAAGCAAAUUAAAAGAAGUAAAACAAUCGAAAAAGCUAUUGAGCGACUUGUUGGUUGAUUAUUCACUUUCUGUAACAAAGUGGCAUACACAAAUUUCACACGCAUCCAAACUUUUGGUGAAAGAAGUGAAUUAUUUGAAUGAGACUAAAUUGGAACUAGAAAAACAGAUUGAAUGCCGUGAAUCAACUAUAGGUAAACUUAAGGAAACCAUUGAUGAGUUGGGACAACGUAUUGAAAAUGUUACUAAAAAUAAUGACACGGGUGAAAUUAGGGAGAAAUAUGAAAUGUUGCUAACCGAAUACAAGUCACUUCAAAAAUGUAUCGAAGAUAAGAAUUCGGAAAUUGUCAAUAUAACACAAGAAUGGGAACAAAUGUGUUCUUCAUUACAAGAAGAAAGUGUAAAAUGUGGAUCUGAAAUAGAAAAAGUUACUAAAGAAUGUCAGAAUAAAUCGAAACAAUUAUAUGAACUGGAAGAAAAAUCAGCUGCAGAUAAUAAGGAGAAUACAGAAUUUUCAAACGAAACGAAACACUUAAAUGACAUGGUGGAAAAACUUAAAAUUGAAAUCGACUACAAAAACUAUGAGAUUAAUAAAUUGACACAAGAAUCAGAGCAGAUAAAUGUCUCAUUGAAGGAACAAUACGAAAAAUUCACAGCUGAAAUAAAAGAGCGAAAUGACGAGUGUCAGGCAAAAAUCCAAACAAUAUGUGAAUUAGAAGAGAAGGAAAUGAUGAGCAGAAAAAUGAAUGACGCACUUCUUACUGAAAUCAGUCUAUUGAAUGAAAAACUACAAGAUUUGAGCAAAACGAUUGGUGAAGUACAAUCGGAUACGUCAAAAGAUGAUGAAAUCAAUGACAAUGAAAUGAAAUAUGGGAAGUUACAAGAGGAACACAAAUCACUUCAAUCACAAAUUGUGGAAAAAAAUGAUGAACUAAAUAAAUUGGCCCAAGAAUUGGAAAUCAUUCGUGAUGAUAUGAAAAAACUGACUGAAGAAAACCAAGUCAAAUGUAAGCAAGUGCUCGUUCUUGAAGAAAAAGAAGUUGUAGCAAAUAAGAAACAUGAAGAACUCUUGGCUGAAAUGCGAGAAUUGAACGAUGUUAUUAAGAAACGUGGCGAAAUAAUUUCAAAUCAAACGACUGAAAUUGACCAAUACAAAGUAAAACUUAGUGAUCAAUAUAAGCAAAUCAAUUCAUUGGAAGAAAAUGUUAAAGAUAAAAUAAAACAAUUGGAACAACUACGCAAUCAAUUUGAUAAUCAAAAUGAAAUUCUAUCAACGUCAACAAUUUCACGAGCCGACGAAGUAUCACGAAUGAGAGACAUUGAAGACAGUUUCGAAGAGAAGUAUAAUAAAUUGCGUGCGAUAGCCUUAAAAUUGAAGAAGAAAAAUGCCGAACUACAAGCUACUGUAGCAAAACUUGAAUUAGUAAAAUCUACAGAUGCUGAAUCAACUAUUGUAUUCCGUGCAGCUGUUCCCGUUCAAGCACAAAAUUUAAUUUCUCUGCAAAAGGACAACGAUCGAUUACUCGACCAAAUCGAUGCAAUGAAAUCCGAACAAAAACAACUGAACUCACAAAUCAAACAAUUGAACGAACAAAUUAAAAAAACCGAAGAAGAAGCCAAAUCACUUCGAAUUGUGAAUGAAGAUAUUAAAGUAACUGCCGAAACCAGUCUUAAAAUCAAAAGCGAAAUCGAAUCUUUGAAAAAUGACAACAAAAAUAUUAUACAACAAAUGAAAAAUGCAGAAAACGAAAUUGUUAAAUUGAAAGACGUGGUCAAACAGAAGGAGAAUGAAAUUAUACAAAAAGCAGAAGAAGCAUCAAAGAUCAAAUCAGAGAUGAAUAAGCUAAUGACUACAAUGAAAAAAAGUAGUGUAUUGAAUUUGGAGGUUGAAGCUUACGAAAAAUCCUUGACGGAGAUUUCACAAAAAUAUGAAACAAAUUUGAAGCAAUUAUCCGAAGCAAAAACGGAAAUUGAGACCCAUCAAAACUCCAUCAAACUGCUUAAUAUGGACAUUCAAUCUUUGACUAAUCAAUUGGAAAUUGAAAAGCAAAAUUCAAAUGAAUACCAGCAACAAACUGAACUGCAACGUAUCAAACUCAAGGAGAACAAUACCGAAAUAAGCGAGUUAAAUCGAAUUAUUGAUGAACAUGUGAAUGCAGCCAAUCAAAUUAAAAUCGAAUUAACAAAUUUGCAAUCUCAACAGUCCGAAAAUGAAGUGGAAAAACAGAGAUUUAUCUCCAAGCAGAAGAUAGACAACGAAAACAAUGUUACCAAAAUUUUAUCUCUUGAAGAAGAAGCACGGAAUCUACGAAACAAAUUGAAUAAUUGUGAACAAGAAUUGUCUAAUGUUCAAACAGACUUUGCUAGCUAUAAAAUAAAAGCGCAAACAGUAUUAAAAGCGCAAUCAAAAGAAUCAAGCAGCGAAGAAGAGCUCAAAGAAGAAUUGGCAAUUUUGACAAAAACAAAGGAUGAUCUUAAUGCAAAAUUGACGAACGCUUGUGAGCAACAUCGACGAAUGGAAAAUACAAUCGAUGAAUUAAAAGAUGAAAGGACAAACCUACAGGAUCGUUGCAAGAAACUUCUUGAAUUGCUUGAUGAAACACGCCAACAGAUUGAAUCGAUGCAAAGUGAAAGUCGUAAACAAACAAAAGAACACCAUGAAGCGCUUAAAAUCCAUCGCUUGCAAGUUGAUACGUUGAACAAUUGUUUUAAAAAUCAAAUCGAAGAAAUGCAGAAGAGACACGAAGAAGAAGUAACCGCGUUAAAAUCGUCGACAUUGACUGCCAAUAAGAGCCAAAAAAUCACAGAGGAUAGUGGACUUAGUUUUGCUAAAUGUGUACAAUUGACAACUGAACAACGAAUCGAACUGCUUAUGAAUGAGCGACAGGAUGGAGAAGGUUCAGAGUGUACAUCAACAAAUCAAAGAAAAGUUUCCCGAGGUAAGCAUGAGGUUAUGCCGCUUGAAGAACUCUUGGCAUCGAAUACAUAUACAUAUGAUGAGGAGUUAGAGACAGCUGAACCAAAUGAAGAUAACAGAUUUGUUUCCAAAGAAAAAUUCGAAGCUGAACAGAGCCGGUUGAAACAUUUAUCAACUUUAUUAUCGGAAGCCGAGAUGGAUGUUACUAGAUUGUCUGAAAUGAAUGUUAUGCUGAAAGAGGAGUUAAGACGACAAGAACGCUCGACGGAACGCGAGAAAGAAAUGAAAAAUUUGGAAUAUAUGAAAAAUGUUAUCUUCAAGUUUUUAACCAUAAAUAAUGUGGAUGAACGAGCUCACUUGGUGCCAGUAUUAAAUAUUAUUCUAAAAUUAAGUCCUGAUGAAAGCAAAACAUUGCAAUCUGUAGCAAGGGGAGAGUCCAUAAGUUGGAGCAAUCUACUGCCAACGUGGUAAUGCUUCAUCAAAAUGAAUCAAUAAUUUUUAUUGUUAAUGGUAUCACCAAAAUAAAUUAUUUUUAAAAUAAUAAAAUAACUCAAAAACU